Amoebophrya sp. A25 is the source of this 1003-nucleotide messenger RNA. NCBI's taxonomy places the organism in Eukaryota, Dinophyceae, Syndiniales, Amoebophryaceae. The record is from the annotation of a GenBank genome assembly.
CGUCUAUGAAAAAUCUCUCUACAUCUUCACAUACAUCGGCAGCAAGGUUUCUCGACAAUGCGAUUUUUCUACGCCUGUUGGGAGCUUCGUUUUUGUUUUACUUUUUUGCAAAUUUGUGUGUGUCUGCUGCAAGUCGGCCGAUAUGCUCCGAGAUCGUUUCAAGUUGUGCCGACCAAGCUCAGGCUUUGGCACUCUGGAUGCUCGUCGAAGGAGUUGCAGGCUCAUUUUUCGGUGCGCCUGUCGUGGGGUACGUCAGUGCGAAAAUGGGGUACUUCUAUGUAUUUGAAUGCAAAGAAUAGUAUCCGGCUGCUUCAUGUGUUCGAUUGAACCAUUAUCCGUUCCACCACAUCAUGAUCACUGAAUAAAAUCGCUUGAUGCAGCUGAACAACACCGGCAAUAUAAGUACAUUGAGCUAUUUUUAUGGCAUGCUAUUAUUUGCGUACGCUUCUCUACGCGUGAAAAGUGACGAUGGAAACACCAAAAAAGUGUUUUUGCAAAAGCAAUUGAUUCCAGUUACCAUGCCGCGUAUGGUUCUUCGGAAGAGUCUGGUGGCUUGGACUUGAGUCGCGUGUCAGGUCCGGCGACUUUGUCCCAGAUGCGCGUGAAUGUGGACGCCCUUGCCUUCGGUUUGCGGUGGACGGGGAUUUUGUCGUGGUCCGGAUGUCUGUUGCUGUGGACGUGAAUGCACGUCACAUAUCCGCGCGAUCGCAUGAAAGAACCGGACUACGGUCGAAGCCGCAGUCACAGUAAGGAUAGCCGCAGUCGGAGCAAAGAAGGUUCGAUGGGUGAUAGUAGGGCGCAGAGCAAGGAGAGAAAUGGUUUGAAAGUAGAAACUUCCACGAUGAUUUUUUUGAGUAGGAACAACGAUCUGAAGAACGGAACUCACGAAAUUAGGGGUGAGAGAAGUGCUAGAGUUGCGCCUCAGGAAAAUUCAUCGAAGGAUGCUGCUUUCGCAAGAAAUGGUGCGGAUAGCGGAGGAUUAUUGAGUUUAGGUUCAGCAUGG